Molecule: messenger RNA, 3079 nt
Organism: Uloborus diversus
Lineage: Eukaryota; Metazoa; Arthropoda; Arachnida; Araneae; Uloboridae
Exons: 18
Coding region: 98-3079 (993 amino acids)
Biological process (GO): xenobiotic metabolic process
Cellular component (GO): intracellular membrane-bounded organelle; cytoplasm
Molecular function (GO): iron ion binding; oxidoreductase activity, acting on paired donors, with incorporation or reduction of molecular oxygen, reduced flavin or flavoprotein as one donor, and incorporation of one atom of oxygen; heme binding
Source: RefSeq, a predicted model, not a curated record
CAAGCGAGCAAUUCUGGAGAAUCAUCCAAGUUAAAUACUGAUGACCGCGUUUUAGUUUCCACUGUUAGUUAAUUCACAGCUUUGAGAAAACGCUAUAAUGCUAGACACAGUACCGGAUAUUUCGAAGUAUCUUGGCAUUUUGGCCUUAAGUCUUCUCAUUUACUGGACAAUCUCAAGAUGGUUUCACACUAGAAGUUUUCCUCCUGGGCCUGCUGGUCUUCCUGUUCUUGGCUACGGAUUGUUCUUAGGGAACAGACCAAAUGUCGUACUGUCGAAACUUAGAAGAAAAUAUGGAGACAUAUUCAGUUUUUAUACGGGGCCACAACUUUUCAUUUGCGUCUCUGAUUACCAAUUAGCGAAAGAAAUUUUGAACCAUCCUCUGACCUUGGCUCGCCCACCUCAAGCAUUUGCCUUCUUAAGAGGAUGCGGAGGUUUUUCCGGAAAGAGUGGAGAAGAAUGGACAGAGCAGCGGCGAUUCGCAGUUCAAACAAUGAGAAAUUUAGGACUUGGAAAAGGAUUGUGGGAGAUUAUGAUUCAAGAAUCUGCAAGUGAUUUUGUGGAAGAAAUAAGGAAUUGGAAUGGCAAACCGCAUAACAUCGAAGGACCUCUGCAAACCUCGCAAGCGAUCAAUAACAUAGCUUUGCUAUUUGGAAGACAUUUAGAUAGAGGGGAAGAUAAGGCAGACAUAGAAAUAAUUAAAAGCUGUUCAAGAACCCUGAUGCAAUAUUUUUCUUCCGUGAGUGUGAACAUCGCUCUUCCUUGGCUUGCAAAUAUCCUUACAGUGCUUAGAAUAUCUGGUUAUCAUAAUUUUAUGAAAAUUUUAAGAGAGUUUGAAGCAAUUUUCAGUCGGGAAGUAGAAAUGAGGAUGAAAGCAAAAGACUCUCUUACCAAAGAAGACUUCAUUGGCUGCUAUCUCAGAGAAAUGGAGAAGAAAAAUAAUGAAGGAAAACCCCACACAUUUAAUGUUGACAAUUUACUCGGCAACUUGUUUCUCCUAUUCGUUGCUGGACUCGAUUCCACAUUGGCGUCGAUCGGUUGGCUUUUGCUUUUGAUGGCAGAUCAUCCAGACAUUCAGAAAAAGGUUCAUGAAGAAAUCGAUGCCGCUUUCGGAAGAGAUGGAACUAUUUACUUCGAUGACAAAGUCAAACUACCCUAUACUAUGGCAACCAUUUUAGAAAUGCACAGAUGGGUGUCCAUCGCUGCAAUUUAUCCUCCAAGAUAUCCUUUAGAAACUUUCGAAUUUCAUGGUUACACAAUACCAAAAGGUUCAAACGUUAUUUGCAAUAGUUGGGAAAUUAUGCAUGAUCCGAAAUAUUUCAAGAACCCCAUGGACUUUGAACCAGAAAGAUUCUUGAGUGAUGAUGGAACCAAAGCUGGAAAAUAUGAUGGAUAUUUACCAUUUUCAACAGGUAAAAGGAAUUGCCCUGGUGAAGGAAUAGCAAUGAUGACCUCGUAUUUGUAUUUCGUGUCUAUUCUGCAAAAAUUCAAUGUGACUCCAAAACCCGGCGAAGUCAUAGAUUUGGAUUACGUAUUUGGUGGGGCACUGCUUCCUAAACCUCAAGAACUACGCUUUCUUGGAGAAAGCGUUGUAAUGCUAGACACAGUACCAGAUAUUUCGAAGUAUCUUGGCAUUUUUGCCUUAAGUCUUCUGAUUUACUGGACAAUCUCAAGAUGGUUUCAGACUAGAAAUUAUCCUCCUGGGCCUGCUGGUCUACCUGUUCUUGGUUACGGACUGUUCUUAGGAAAUAGACCAACUGUCCCACUGUCAAAACUUAGGAGAAAAUAUGGAGAUAUAUUCAGUUUUUAUACGGGGCCACAACUUUUCAUAUGCGUUUCUGAUUACCACUUAGCAAAAGAAAUUUUGAAUCAUCCUCUGACCUUGGCUCGUCCACCUCAAGCAUUUGCAUUCCUAAGAGGAUGCGGAGGCUUUCCCGGAAAAAGUGGAGAAGAAUGGACAGAACAGCGACGUUUUGCAGUUCAAACAAUGAGAAAUUUAGGACUCGGAAAAGGGUUGUGGGAAACUAUGAUUCAAGAAUCUACAAGUGAUUUUUUGGAAGAAAUAAGGAAUUGGAAUGGCAAGCCGCACAACAUCGAAGGGCCACUUCAAACAUCGCAAGCGAUCAAUAACAUAGCUUUAUUGUUUGGAAGACAUUUGGAUAAAGAGGAAGAUAAGACAGACAUAGAAAUAAUUAAAAACUGUUCAAGAACCCUGCUUGAGUACUUUUCUUCCGUGAGUGUCAACAUCGCUCUUCCUUGGCUUGCAAAUAUUUUUAGAGUACUUAGAAUAUCUGGCUACCAUGAUUUUAUGAUAACUUUAAGAGAGUUUGAAGCAAUUUUCAGCCGGGAAGUAGAAGUGAGGAUGAAAGCAAAAGACUCUCUUUCCAAAGAAGACUUCAUUGGCUUAUAUCUCAGAGAAAUGGAGAAGAAAAAUAAUGACGGAAAACCCCACACAUUUAAUGUUGACAAUUUACUCGGCAACUUGUUUCUCCUAUUCAUCUCUGGACUCGAUUCCACUUUGUCGUCGAUCGGUUGGCUUUUGCUUUUGAUGGCAGAUCAUCCAGACGUUCAGAAAAAGGUUCAAGAGGAAAUCGAUGCCGCUUUCGGAAGGGAUGGAACUGUUUACUUCGAUGACAAAGUCAAACUUCCAUACACUAUGGCAACCAUUUUAGAAAUGCACAGAUGGGUGUCCAUCGCUGCAAUUUAUCCCCCAAGAUACCCUACAGAAACUUUUGAAUUUCAUGGCUACACAAUACCAAAAGGUUCGAAUGUUAUUUGCAAUAGUUGGGAAAUUAUGCAUGAUCCGAAAUAUUUCAAGAACCCCAUGGACUUUAAACCAGAAAGAUUUUUGAAUGAUGAUGGAACAAAAGCUGGGAAAUAUGAUGGAUAUUUACCAUUUUCAACAGGUAAAAGGAACUGCCCUGGUGAAGCAAUAGCAAUGAUGACCUCGUAUUUGUAUUUCGUGUCUAUUCUGCAAAAAUUCAAUGUGACUCCAAAACCCGGUGAAGACAUAGAUUUGGAUUACGUAUUUGGUGGGGCACUGCUCCCUAAACCUCAAAAACUAUGCUUUUUGGAAAGAUAA